This is a messenger RNA of Asparagus officinalis (garden asparagus), 1572 nucleotides long. RefSeq lists its product as uncharacterized. Lineage: Eukaryota; Viridiplantae; Streptophyta; Magnoliopsida; Asparagales; Asparagaceae. The record is from RefSeq and is a predicted model, not a curated record. Gene Ontology annotation, molecular function: protein dimerization activity. Bases 1 to 1572 code for a protein of 523 amino acids. The transcript has 2 exons.
AUGGAAGCAGAAGGGGGUCUCUAUUUGCAGCGGUGGCUGGGCAGAUGCACAAAGGAGGCCACUGAUAAAUUUCAUUACGAUCUCAGACAAAUGCCGAGGGAGAGCAGAAGAAUAAAUAUUUCAUUGCAGAGAAGCUUGAAGCUUGCAUUUAAAGAGGUGGGGCCUCAAAAUGUGAUCCAAAUCAUUACUGAUAAUGCUUCAGCAUGCAAGGCCGCAGGGGCAGUUGUGGAGGGCAAAUUUCCACACAUCUUCUGGACUCCAUGUGUUGUUCACACCCUCAAUCUUUCCCUUAAGAAUAUUUGUGCUGCGAAAAAUACAGAGGCUAAUGCAAUUCCUUAUGCAGAGUGCAGCUGGAUUAUAGAGGUAUAUGAUGAUGCUUUGAUGAUUAAGAACUUCAUCAUGAAUCACUCAAUGAGGUUGGCUAUGUUAGAGGUAUAUGAUGAUGCUUUGAUGAUUAAGAACUUCAUCAUGAAUCACUCAAUGAGGUUGGCUAUGUUUAAUGAGUAUUCAAAGAUGAAGCUUCUUUCAAUUGCUGAUACUCAAUUUUCUUCAUGGAUCAUCAUGCUAAAGAGGUUCAUGGUGAUCAAGAGAAGCCUCCAAGAUAUGGUUCUUAGCGACCAUUGGAGCUCGUACAGAGAUGAUGAUGUGGGAAAAGCACAGUUUGUUAAGGAGAAAGUGCUUGAUGAUUUGUGGUGGGAUAGGGUGGAUUAUAUUAUUGCUUUCACUGCUCCUAUAUAUGAUAUGAUUCGACUCACCGAUACCGACAAGCCCAGCCUUCAUUUGGUAUAUGAUAUGUGGGAUACAAUGAUUGAGAAGGUGAAGGUUGUUAUUUAUAGACAUAAGGGCAAAAGAGAAAAUGAUCCCUCCUCAUUUUAUAAUGUCGUACACAAGAUCUUGGAGGAUAGAUGGAAUAAGAGCAAGACUCCACUUGAGUGCUUAGCGCACUCUUUGAAUCCAAGAUAUUAUCACGAGACAUGGCUCAAUGAGAAUAUCCAUCGGCAAGCACCCCAUCAGGAUGAGGAGAUCUCUUCGGAAAGGGCCAAGUGUUUGAGGAGAUAUUAUCCUAAUGCCGAUGAACGGAGGACGGUUAACUUGGAAUUUGCUAGAUUAUCAGCUGCUCUUGACACUUUUAGGGAUCCAGAUUCUCUUACCGAUAGAGGAUUGAUGGAUCCAAAAUCAUGGUGGGUGCUCUAUGGAUCCUCAACUCCAAAUCUUCAAGCAUUGGCCUUAAAGCUUCUAGGCCAACCCUGCUCAUCCUCUUGCUGCGAAAGGAAUUGGAGUACAUACUCAUUCAUUCACUCUUUGAAGAGGAACAAGAUGACACUGUUAAGGGUAGAAGAUCUUGUGUAUGUGCAUAGCAAUCUUCGUUUGCUUUCUCGAUCAUCCCAAGAAUAUCAAGAUGGAGAAUCGAAGCUGUGGGAUAUUGGUGGAGAUGCAUUCGACUCAUUUCAGGGUGCCGGUAUUCUUGAUGUCGCCACCUUGUCUCUUGAUGAACCCACCAUGGAGGCUGUAUUGUUUGCUGAUGAUGAAGGCAAUGAAGAAGUCACUGGACUAGCUUCCACUUCAUCUUGA